CCAAACUGAACAGAUUUGCCAAAUCCAGGACUUAGAAAAAUUUAUAUGUAAAUAUAAGCUGAACUGAACUGAACAGACUAUUUAAGCACUACAUUUGUGUUGAUGGUAUAAAAUCUUUGUUUUAACAUAAGCCUUCCGAUUUUGCCGUUGCUCAUUUUGAAUUUUCCAAGCAAUUUGUGGAAAGAAAUUGCUUAAAUCCAAUCAAUUUUGUUUGUGACUUGAGUAAAACAAACACAACCCAAAAAUUUACCACAGAUUUCUCAAUCAGCUUUUCAUUUCACAAUUUUUCGUUAGCCGAGAAAUGAAUCAAGUUUGGCUGCUCUUUAAAGUGUUGCAAGUGGUACUGGACCUCAUCUGCAUAUCCAUUCACAUCACUGGCUCAUUGCACUUUGCGGAGCCAUUGCCUCACAAUCUGAUCUUUUGUGGCACCUUUAGUAGUUUUUUUCUGCUCUCGGUCAUUCGCUGCAUUCGACUGAUUGGCGGCCAGAGGACUGUGUUGCAUCCGGAGUUGAUCAUCGCCGUCUGCAGCAUGCUGUUGCAUUUUAUCUGCGCCUGGGUGUCCAUGCAAUACGCGGAGGGUGACUUUCAUCUGCAGUUUAUGGGACCGAGGGAGGAGCUGGACCAUGCUUACUUUGGCUACUGCAAGAAGCAGAGUUUGGCUUGUAUUGUAACUGGAGCUGUUUAUUUGCUGCAGGCAAUACUCGUGCUGGAUCUUAUUGUCAAGUCGCCACCCAACGAGGACUUGCGGCCCAUGUGGCGUGUAUCCGAUCCGCCCAUUAGGGAUGCCAAGCUAAACAUUAUGAAUAAUGAGGAGCGCGAUAAAUUGGCAAGGACCACAGCAGAUGUUUACUUUUUGGGCAAAAAGGUUGAUCAUUGGCUUCGCUUGAAAUCGCAAUGGUUUCGCCAACUAGCUGGCGGCCAGCCACAGAUGUCCAUGGAAAGGGCAAGGCUGGAACGACCAACUUCCAUUGUCAUUCUGGGCAGUCCAAGUGAUGUCCCUUUGCAAGACAAUCCGCAUGCAAAAAAAGAGAGCACAGUCUCAUUUAAUGAACAGAGGACCUCUUUACAUGAUGGCGAAGGGGUAGAAAAAGAAAUUGAAUUCGAUGAAGAUGACAAUGAUGAUGAUGAUGAUAACGAUAGCUUAACCUAGAGAUAAAGGAAUGUCGUGGUUGGAAUACAUA
This is a messenger RNA of Drosophila grimshawi, 1181 nucleotides long. RefSeq lists its product as uncharacterized. The transcript has a single exon. The record is from RefSeq and is a predicted model, not a curated record. Bases 302 to 1150 code for a protein of 282 amino acids. NCBI's taxonomy places the organism in Eukaryota, Metazoa, Arthropoda, Insecta, Diptera, Drosophilidae.